This is a messenger RNA of Drosophila novamexicana, 453 nucleotides long. RefSeq lists its product as uncharacterized. Lineage: Eukaryota; Metazoa; Arthropoda; Insecta; Diptera; Drosophilidae. The transcript is spliced from 2 exons. The coding region runs from base 6 to 443 and encodes 145 amino acids. The record is from RefSeq and is a predicted model, not a curated record.
CGUUGAUGUCCGCUUCUGCAAGUAUAGUCACAUUUGUGCUGUUGCUGAAUGGCUGUGCGAGCUAUUGCAACUGGGAUUACGGCUACGAGUCCACGUUGGUGGCAUUUCGAACUACGAAUCCGGCUAAACUGAAUCUUGUGGCGCAAAUAGAGAACCUGGGCUGCGGCGAAUAUUAUACAACGUAUCCAGCUCAGUGCCAGGGCUAUUAUCUGAGGAACAUAUCUCGGACGAUCGCAAUGGGCUGUUACAGGCGCUUCUCAUAUCCUGGCCCCAACUACCGCAGCUGGUCAAUGCAAAUACCUGGCCUAAGAAGACGUUCGAGCUGGAACUACUUCUGGUCCCGCACCUUCAUGUGCCCGAGAACGCGCUCGAGGUCAACAGUAAGGUUAAUUCUACAGUUGCCAGCACGAUUGACUGGAGCUCUGUUCUCGUUCCUCAUAUAAAUAUAUGGAU